Messenger RNA from Clupea harengus (Atlantic herring), 2119 nucleotides. It is a transcript of the gene ada2b, whose product is annotated as adenosine deaminase 2b. Lineage: Eukaryota; Metazoa; Chordata; Actinopteri; Clupeiformes; Clupeidae. Gene Ontology annotation, biological process: adenosine catabolic process; inosine biosynthetic process. The record is from RefSeq and is a predicted model, not a curated record. Gene Ontology annotation, molecular function: adenosine deaminase activity.
AAAACUGAGUCGUUUGUGGUCCAACAGUGGUCACAAAUGCUCGAUUGUUAUAACAUUCUUCAUGGAACAGUCUCUGGCCAGUGGAAGAAUUCAGCUGACAGAUGACCGCUAAAAUGGGGGAAUGAAUUGUCUAGACACACGAUCAUUGUUAGCCAGCCAGUCCAAUAAAAGCCUACCAUGGAGCCUACUGUGUGCUAAGUGAUAGAUUUGGUCAUUCUGUACAUUUUGAGGCAGGAAGAAUAUAAAAGGGAGCACAUUUAAGUAGCAGCAGCCAUUGAGACAUUUUACUUACUGGACACAAAAAGAAUAUAAGUGCGGGUGCUUAUACAUGAUGCCUCACUGAAUUUUACCACUCAUUCAGUCUUCACCUGGAGAUCCUUCGAGAUACAUCAUGUGGUAAUGAUCAUUGGACAACAUGGCCCACAGAAUCCAUAGCUCUUGGCUUACACUCUUCUCCAUGAUGGCCUUUGCCUUCAUUAACCUCUGCAGUGGUGCCCCCAAUCCACAUCAAAGGGAGAUGCUGAAGCGACAGGAGGCCUCCAGGCAGACAGGGGGCAGUGUGACUCUGACUCCGAGGGAGCUGCAGCUGAGCGCAUAUCUGCACAAAUUGAAGGUGAAGGAGAUGGCAUCUGUUCCAUUCCCUCCUUCCAUGCAUUACUUCAAGGCACGGCCAUUCAUUCAGCAGAGUGCUAUCUUUAAACUUCUUCGGAAAAUGCCAAAAGGCGCAGCGCUCCACGUGCACAGCUCGGUCCUGGCCAGCGCCGAGUGGCUGGUGAGGAAUGUCACCUAUAGGCCCCAUUGUUACAUCUGCUUCGCGUGGGGCGGCUCAGUGCGGUUCCUGUUCUCAGACGGGCAGCCCUACCCACGCUGGGAGUGCCUAUACUGGCAGCUGCUGGAGAGCCUGAGAGCCGGCAUGGCCAACCCUGACGAGUUUGACAACAGCCUGGUCCGCAACCUCACCCUCUUUACUGAGGACCCAGAGGCAGCGUACCCAAGUCAGGAAUCUGUGUGGGCGAGGUUUGAUGAUGCUUUCCUUGCCAUCUCUGGACUGGUCACCUAUGCACCUGUGUUUAGAGACUACCUUUACCAAAGCCUAGAAGAAUUCUAUGGAGACAAUGUUAUGUAUCUUGAGAUUAGGAGUGGUUUGUCAAAGACUUAUGAGCUUGAUGGCAGCAUCCAUGACAAAGUUUGGUCCCUAAAAGCCUAUCAGGAUGUGAGUGCAAAGUUUUCAGCCGAACAUCCAGACUUCCUGGGCAUACGGAUCAUACUAUCUAGCCACAGGAUUCAGAGUGUAUCUAUGAUCAAGGCUGCUGUCAUGGACGCUAUUGAAAUGCAAAAGAAUUUCCCAGAACUCAUUGCAGGCUUUGAUUUGGUGGGAAGGGAGGAUGAUGGAAGGCCUCUCUGGUACUUCAGGGAGGCACUGUCUCUCCCUGCUGAUCUUGGAGUCAAUCUACCCUACUAUUUCCAUGCAGGAGAGACUGACUUGGAGGGCACAGAUGUGGAUGCCAACUUGUUAGAUGCCCUGCUGUUCAACUCUAGUCGGAUUGGGCAUGGUUAUGCACUGCCUCACCAUCCUCUGGUCAAAGAGCUUUCCAGAAAGAAAGGUGUGGCUGUGGAAGUAUGUCCCAUAUCCAACCAGGUGCUAAAGCUUGUCUCAGAUAUGCGGAAUCACCCUGCUGCAGUUCUUAUGACCGAAGGUCAUCCAGUCGUCAUCAGCUCUGAUGACCCCACUCUGUUUGGGACCAGUGGACUCUCCUAUGACUUCUACGAGGCCUUUGUUGGGAUUGGCGGUUUGAGUGCUAACUUGGGCACCCUAAAAGAACUAGCUAUGAACUCAAUCAAGUACAGCUCCCUGUCCCCAGUGUUAAAGAAGGCAUUGUUGGACAUGUGGCAGAAGAAGUGGGACAAAUUUAUCUCUGAUCAAUGCCAAUAAAGACCCAUAUCUGCUAUGAUCCUCUGUCUUUCAAAAACCUCUUCAUGAUCUUUUUUGUAAUGAAAAGCAGAAGACAGACUUUCACAUUAAAAUAUUACAGUAGUGUUUACUUCCAUUAUAUAAUUUAUACAGAUGAUAGCUUAUUACUUUUUUGAUAAAAUAAUGUAAAUAAAUAUCUUACAUUCA